AUGAAUAAAGAAGGUGAUGAGAUACUCUAUGAGUCUGGUUGGAGUACAGAUCUAAUGAAUAUGAAUGUGUCGUAUACUAAUGAGUAUUUUUGGUUUUCAAGGCAUUUUUUAACAUGUUCGUUAUUGGUAUUUUUAAUAGUUUGGUCUCUAAUACCACAAGAUGUAGAUAUAUGGAUAAUACGAAAAGAAUUCAUCAAUGAUAUUAUGGAUAUACUACCGCAACGUAGCUGGUUGAUAUAUUUUGAAUGUUUUGUUCUUAUGGGAAUGCUUUGGGUAUACACUGCGUUAUUAAUGUACAAUGAAGAUGUACUUACUCCAGCGCUUGAUGAACUUCGAACUAUAACUGAUGCAAAAGGUAAUGUAGCAACUGAAGAUGAUUUUAAUGACUUUUUAGAUAAGCAUGCAUUCAAAGAAUCCAGUGGGGUCAUUGAUCUUCCAAUUACAGAAGUCUGUGAAAUAUUGUAUAGAGAACAAAGAACUAGAUCCUCUAAAGGGUAG
Messenger RNA from Vanderwaltozyma polyspora DSM 70294, 498 nucleotides. It is a transcript of the gene GPI19, whose product is annotated as phosphatidylinositol N-acetylglucosaminyltransferase GPI19. Gene Ontology annotation, molecular function: phosphatidylinositol N-acetylglucosaminyltransferase activity. Gene Ontology annotation, biological process: GPI anchor biosynthetic process. The transcript has a single exon. The coding region runs from base 1 to 498 and encodes 165 amino acids. NCBI's taxonomy places the organism in Eukaryota, Fungi, Ascomycota, Saccharomycetes, Saccharomycetales, Saccharomycetaceae. The record is from RefSeq and is a predicted model, not a curated record.